Messenger RNA from Hylaeus volcanicus, 893 nucleotides. RefSeq lists its product as uncharacterized. Lineage: Eukaryota; Metazoa; Arthropoda; Insecta; Hymenoptera; Colletidae. The coding region runs from base 117 to 416 and encodes 99 amino acids. The record is from RefSeq and is a predicted model, not a curated record. The transcript is spliced from 2 exons.
GGCGAAACAAACCGGGUCGAUAGAUUUCCGUCGCGAAACCGUUGCUAAAGAAACUAUGUGAUUGUGCCACCUAUAUCGUGUAAACACCCAAAACGCGAUUCGUUGAUCCUACAAUCAUGUCCGGUGGAAAAAGGAAUUCGUCUGGAUCGUCUCCCUGGAGACACAAAUCCUACGAACGACAUCGUUUGAAAGUAAAGAAAGCCACGUGCGCCAUAGACGUGAAUCCUCCACAAGGUAGACCACACGUUGCUUUCAAUGCGAAAGGAUUACAACUGGAACGAGAAAAGCAGGAUCGUAUCGUCAGGGAGAAUUUCAUCCUUCUGAAAAAGCUUCGCGAUAUUAUGCACCGAAAACGACCAGUCGAAGAGAGUCAUAGGUUGAAAUGGGACGAAUCUGGAUGCAUCAGAACUCGCUAAUACAGAUAGUUUCAUCCAUAUGUAUAACCAUAUACAGUAGAAUGAUUGUGUCUUCAUAGAUUAAAUUUUUUUUUAAAUAUUCUUACUACUUCAUUUUCACUUUAAUCAACGAUGUUGUUAUAUUUAUUUCUACUGAGUUUUUCGAACGAAGAAAUUUACUUUUCAUAGAUUACAUUCGAAUAACAAUCGAUGGGUUUUUGAAACAAUUUUGGGUAAUCUCUUUUUCUAUAAACUCCAGAGAGACGACUUGUUUGCCCACGAAAUAAUGCAUCACUGAUUUUGUAUUUACAUCACACAUUGCUAUCGUAACCCCACACGUAAUAUUUCCAAUAUUUAUAUCUUUCUAAUAAACAAACGAACGUGAAUCGAAUGUCGUCUUUUACUCGAUAUCGAAUCGUUACCCAGUUUACGAAAACUACCAAGAAUUUAUUGUCUCUUUAAAUUUAGUGAUUUAGUUUAUCUUUGUUUAUUAAGAAC